Messenger RNA from Bemisia tabaci, 2416 nucleotides. NCBI's taxonomy places the organism in Eukaryota, Metazoa, Arthropoda, Insecta, Hemiptera, Aleyrodidae. The record is from RefSeq and is a predicted model, not a curated record.
AUGUUUAUGCGGUUUCAGUUUCCAAAAAUGUUUUAGCUUUUGAAUUAUUGAAGCUGUGCAGUAAUCGGAUGAGUGUCGUGCGAAUCUAUGAAUAUAAGAUGCUUCUCAUGUAGUACCAAGUUUCAUCAUGUAACAUUUUCAUCGUGAAGUGGAAUUUUCUUGCUUGAACUCGUGAACAAUUGAUAUCCGUCAGCAUGACUUACAUGGAAUUUUUUGGCUGCGCUUCAGUUGCCUUCGGGCCAGCCUUAGCUAUGUUUAUUUUCACUAUUUCGAAUGAUCCAGUCAGAAUAAUUAUAUUGAUAGCAAGUGCAUUUUUUUGGUUGCUAUCACUUCUAAUCUCUUCAUUUAUAUGGCUCUUAUGGCCUUUCAAAUCUUUCCUCUUUUUUGGUGUGACUUGCUCCGUCAUUUUCCAAGAACUUUUUCGUUAUCUUUUGUACUCAGUUCUUUGCAAGGCAGAAGAGGGUUUAAAAAGAGUAUCCAUGCCAGGUACUCAAAUGAGCAGCAACAAACAAGCACUGUCGUAUGUCGCAGGGCUGGGUUUUGGAUUGAUGAGUGGAGCGUUUUCUUUAGUGAACAUUCUCGCGGAGGUUAUUGGCCCAGGAACAAUGGGGCUUCACAAGGGAGAUCCUGAGGACUUUUGCAUCAUCUCAUCGACCAUAACAAUGUGUUUUAUCUUCCUUCACAUAUGCUGGGGUAUCAUUUUCUUCGAAGCCAUCGAUAGGAAGAACUACGCAAUGUUCACCUACGUAUUAUCAACCCACCUUUUAGUUUCGUAUGUCACAAUGUUAAAUGCAAGUAGACUGUAUUGGCUUUCCAUGUCAGUUAUUCUCGUAGUUGUCAGCAUGUCUGCAUCUGUUGCCUUCAUCAUCUCUGGAGGAUCUGUGGGGAGCCUAAAAGCAAUAGCCUCUAAGAGCUCUAGACCUCUAACUGUUCAAGCUGACUGAUGAUUCGUCAGUUAACUGGCGGCCUUAUACAUUGUUAUUGCAAAUUGCCCAAUAAUUUUUUCAAACCCUCAAUGAGCUGUAUGGAAAGUCCUUUAGUGUUUAAAAUUGUCAGGAUUCAAUAGAAUUGAGGCAUAUUGUAAAGAAAUAAAUUUUUCUUUCAUCACUUGUAGUGUUUUCACAACAAAGUUUCUCCGAAAAAAUGUUUCACUCAAAACUUUUUUUUAAAAAAAAAAACAAAUAAAUCUCAGAUUAUCCCAGCAUCUUUGACUAUACUUACUUUUAAUCGUCAGAUAGUACAUGAAUCUUAGAAUCUAUUUUUAGAGAUUUAUUCUCCAACCUCUUUCUACCAGAAAUGGUCGAAAUGUUCGUGAACAUUCCUAACCUAACCUAACAUAAGUCUCAUUGUCACUAAGACUCCUAGAGAAAGAAACGGAGGUAUUCGUAUCUUUAAGAUUGUUUACCCUGUGAUGUAGGUCAGUACAACAUGGCCAGCAAAAUUCGGAAUUCGAAGCAUGAGAAACAGACCAUAAUGUCCAAUUUUUUAGCUUAAAUCAACUCAUGAUAUAAUUUCAAACUUUACAUAGAAAGACUUUUUCCUCUAAACCACACCAUUUCCAAGAAAAUCGAUCCUAUAAAUCAUCCGUACUGACCUACAUCAUCAAAAAAAUCCAAGAUGCCGGAAGAGCACACACCUCCUUUUUUUUCUCUACGACGAAGAGUGGACUCUUUCUAUAAAAGUGUGAAUAAUUAACUUCAAAUGUACAUUAUAUUGAACUAUAUUGAAGAACAGUAUUUAUCUAGAAUAAAAUAAAUUCUGAAGACAUUUUUUGGGCUCUCCAAAUUUGUCUCUGAAACUGCAAAUAAUGUCCUUAAAAUUCUUAGUUCUUUGUAACCAUCUAUGUUUCACAUGUACCUCCUGUUUUGGGAGCUCUUUUCACUUUGCUGUGUGAUUAUUUUUUGUUUUUCAUCAAAUGUGGAUGUUUGAACUAGCUUUCUGAUGUUUUAAGUAAUAUUAAGGGCAGCAAUCCAAGCAUACAAAAAUCAAAACUCUGGAAAUUGAAGUUGCUUAUCGCCAUCCGCCUACCAACAUCUCAGAAUUUCGAAAUUUUACCCACUAUUUUACAGAGAAACUCUUGCAUAUUUUCCUGCAAAAAUUUAUGUUAGUUUUUUCAUCUCUCAAAAAAAAAAAAAAAACUGACGUUUGCAAAGUUGUUUCUAUUGAAAUGUAUGUCUUGCGUCUGUCGAAAUUCUGUACCACUGCAGUGGAACAUGAGUUCUUAAUUGAUCUAUUUUUACCUUAAGGAAAUAUAAGAGCUUGCAAACUAUUUUAUUUGAGGUUGAAUUUUUUUGAAAUAUUCUCCAUAUUCAGAGUGUGAUAUUUUAACAUCCUCCAAAAGAAUAGAUUAGUAUAUUCCUAAAAAUUAUGUGGAUAUUUUAAAGAACUAGUUUCUAAUAAAUGAGUAAAAAACGUU